Acanthamoeba castellanii str. Neff is the source of this 393-nucleotide messenger RNA. RefSeq lists its product as uncharacterized. NCBI's taxonomy places the organism in Eukaryota, Discosea, Longamoebia, Acanthamoebidae. The transcript has 3 exons. The annotation marks the transcript as partial. The record is from RefSeq and is a predicted model, not a curated record.
CUCAUUGAGCACUGGCAGUGGGAGAAUGUCUAUGAAGUUCUGCCAGCAGCUGCAUGGAUGGAACUCAGCUGGAUCAUCCUCUACUGCAUCUCCAGCUUUGAGAACUACAUCAACUCAGCAGGCUCAGUCGUCCUGAAUGCUUUUGAGAAGGCCCUGAACUACUACACCCUUGGCCAAAACCCACUCUUCCAGAUCAUGCAUGGCAAAAAAGCUGUUACUGACUACAAUGCUCUCACUGAGCACCUGGUAUCUACCAAGAAAUGUGGCAAGGGUAAGGCUGAAGAGGAAAAGUCGCCAUCUACCAUCAAGCACAAGGCAGAGCUUGCUCUCCAGAAAAAGUCUUCCACCUACUCCACUUCUACUACAGCUCCCCAACUUACUGCCUGCCUCUGA